AUGGCCCACUGCUGGUGGCUCGUAGCUUUGGGGGUGCCCAUCACCCCACCAUUUGCGGUGGCAAGGAUGGCCAACAAUGGCACUGACAGUGGGGGUGCACCUGGACGUCCGUCUGGUCCGCCCCCGCCACCUCCUCCAGGUAUAGGGGAUGCCUCGAAUGUUGAUCUGCACCAUGACAUCGCCCGCGACAUCGGCCAACAAGUUGAAGUCAUGAUCCUCGAUGCGAAGCAUGCCUCCGAGACGAAGGUGGGGAAGGAGAUUCAAAAAAUCAAGCAGAAGAUGGAGGCCAUGGCGGAGAAGAUCAAGAUGAUCAAUGAUAAAGUCGCAGCCGUUGAACCGGGCAGCAGCGGUUUGCUUAAGUCCGACCUGCAGUCUAGCAUUGCCAAGCUUGAGGAAGUUUGGGAGGGCGAGGUUGGCACGCUGAAGCACGAGUUGUGGCAGACGAUCCAGGCUCACAAUCAUAAUGCGGACCUCUUGAAGCACCACAAGGACGCCAUAGAUCAAGUGCAAAACAGAAUGACCGAUCUCGCUCCGAACCCCGAGCUCGACCAGGUUCACUUGCAGCUGCUUCAAGUGGACAAGGUUCUACAGCGAGAGAUGGCGAAGGAAGCACAGAUGGAUCAACUCAUGGCCAGACUGACGGUGGUGCAGCAACAGCUGAUGACCAUUUGGGGAGCACCGUCUGGGUCGGCCUUCGGACUCCAGGGGGGAGCACUGCAGAGCGCCCUGGCCGCCCAAGCAAGAGUUACACCUGUUGCCAGCACCAAGAAGGCACAGAAAAAGGUUCCAAAGGCGACGAAGGGUGCGAAAGCAUCUGCGGCCUCAUUGGCUGCUGCAGCUUCUUUGCGUGCAGAGGCGCCGGAGUUUGUCCCGACGUCUGGAUGGGACUCCUAG
Molecule: messenger RNA, 894 nt
Organism: Effrenium voratum
Lineage: Eukaryota; Dinophyceae; Suessiales; Symbiodiniaceae
Source: the annotation of a GenBank genome assembly